GAAUUGUGUUGUUUGUCGUCGAUUGUCUGUGGGAUUUUUCGCUAUCGCAAUUCCAGUUUUUCAUGCCAUCUAAUUCGAAUAUUAGCUUUAAACAGUUGCCAAUUUAGUUGUCUAAGUGUCUGGUGCGUGAAAUGAGUGCGUAAGUGAGAAGUAUGUUUGAAUUUUCGAGGAGCUGAGCCACCCACAUAAAACCCAACCAGAGGCUACCUGCGAAGCGAAUUUGUUCUUUCAGUUAUUUCGCGAUUAUGGCUGAUUCAGAAACUGACUGGCUUGAAGAACUUCUCAGAGAUGUACAACUCGAACAAUUUCUAUCCCGUAUUCGAGAUGAACUGCAAGUCACUCGGUUAGCACAUUUUGACUACGUGCAUUCUGACGACUUAGAGCGCAUCGGUCUAGGUAAACCUGCGAUCCGUCGACUUCUAGAAGCAGUACGGAAAAAGAAAACCCAACAAUGGCGGAAAAACAUUUUAUCGAAACUGAUUGGCGGUGGAAAGCAGCCAAGCAAAAAGUCAGCCAGUGCAACAAACGAAAACAACACAUUUACAUCUCUGACCUGCUUAAUACACGAGAAAGAUGUAACCCUGGGUAUAAAGCUGGGUGAUGGGUCAUUCGGCGUCGUGAGACGUGGCGAAUGGAAUACUCCUACAAAUCGCAUGCUUCCGGUAGCUGUUAAGGUGCUGAAGGCCGACAAUCUGACUCAGCCAGGAAUCAUCGAAGAUUUCUUCCGGGAAGUUCAAGCGAUGCAUGCCUUGGACCAUCCCAACCUCGUACGUUUAUAUGGAGUCGUUUUGUCGCAACCAAUGAUGAUGAUCACGGAGUUGGCGGAACGAGGUUCACUUCUCGAUACCUUACGGAAACAAUGUCGAAAUACUCCAUUGCCAACUAUUUGGAAUUGGUCUGUGCAGAUAGCCACCGGAAUGGCUUACCUAGAAAGCAAACGAUUCCUCCAUCGAGAUUUGGCUUGUCGUAACGUCCUUCUCGCUUCCGGCAACAAAAUCAAAAUAGGCGACUUUGGUCUCAUGCGAGCUCUUCCUCAGCAAGAAGAUUGUUAUGUGAUGACUGAACAUAAAAAAGUACCUUUUCCUUGGUGUGCGCCGGAAUCUUUAAGAUAUCGGCAAUUCAGUCACGCAUCGGAUACUUGGAUGUUCGCUGUAACGCUAUGGGAAAUGUUCACCUUUGGAGAAGAUCCGUGGAUCGGUUUGAAUGGCUCUCAGAUUCUAAGGAAGAUCGAUAGGGAAGGAGAACGAUUACAUCAUCCAGAUGCUUGCCCACCAGAUGUGUAUCAGUUGAUGCUACAAUGCUGGGAUAAAACACCAUCGGAAAGACCAACAUUUGCCGCUAUCAAAGAGUUUUUAGCAGGUAUUGCACCUCCUCUUGCCAGAGCAGGGACGAGUUACAAUGAACCCAGUAGAUUAACCAUUGAAAGUAAUGAUUUGAUAGCUAUAAUUGACGGUAGGCCAGAUUUGAAAUAUAUCAAGGGGCAAAAUCAACGGACGUUUGAUAUUGGAACAUUUCCAAGAAAUAUAUUAGAGAAAAUGAAGUCUAAUAGCGACAUAAGCCGCCCAGUGCAUGACAGUUUUCGACAUACCGGACAUGGUAGUCCAUUUGGUCCGUCUUGGGGGAGUCCUACUUUCAUCGAUCCAGCGUACUUGGAAGGAAAUGUGGAGAUGAGAGGAAAUACCCUUGAUAACAAAGGAUUAGAUCGUCGAAGAAAAUGCUCUUCCUACCAAGUAAAAGAGAGGAAAAGUAACGCCGUAAAGCAAUUCGCAUACAAUAAGUUGGUAAACGAACGUGCUGAAAGUGUCCGGGUGAAACCGAAUAGGCCACCUCAGCCAAAAAUCAAUAACACUCAAAAUGGCCAAGAGGGGGUACUGAUCGAUUUAUCACCCGAUGGGAGUGAAUCCAUUGGCCAACCUUCAAACCAAAGGGAAGUAAGUAAUAAUAGUGCCAAAUCACAUAACAAUAGCGUGUGUAUUUUGGACGCUCCGAUUGACAUCCCAACGGAAGGCGAUUUAUACGAAACGGAGAUGAACGCUAUGAAUACUGUUUCAGUCUCAAGGGCUGAGCCACCGCCUUAUCAAAUGCCGCCCACCUACUCCAACACUAUCGAGUUCAGCCAAUUAUCGGCUUCCUCGAGCCCUCUUCAUAGUAUAAAUAAGCCGGCAGAUCGCAAUGAUCCCUUCGAUACAUCGGCAAUAAAUGAGUUAGCAAACGGUACGAACGUAUAUCAAUCCACAAAUCUGUACGGUAAUGUUAGCUCUGCAUCUGAGUCACCACAUCACCAAAACCUGGCAGCGAUUUGUAAUGGACUCUAUAAAAAAGAUAACAUGAACAUGGAUACGUCAACACCGUCGAGUAAAGGUGCGAUUUCUAAACAAAAAUUCAACGCCAGCUGCGAAAAUCGAUCCCCACCGGGAAGUGCUAAAAAAUGUUUGAAUUAUGAGCAAGCCGGGAAUUUAUCUACCCCCAACUCAUAUGGGUCGUAUGAAAAUCAAUCAAAAAUAGCUAAUGAUUUGUUAUCGAAUUCGCCAACAACUGCCACCGCCAUCGCCAUCACCACCACCGACCCGACCAGUUUGUCAGAUCUUAUGAAUGAUGAACUUGAAUUGAGGAAUGAUUCCAUGACAGUGAACCUAAGUGCGUUAUCAUUGAAUGAUACCACUAACUCAGAUAAGAGGCUUGAUGAAUCAUUUAUAGCGGAGUUAGAAAAAGAUAUGUACAAGAAUGAAUCAUCAACUUCGAAUUUGAAUGUUAAUACCAGUCAAAAUUAUUCGAAAGGAGAUGUUCAAAAGGAUAAUUAUAUAUCAGCGAUUCUCUCGCAGGAUAACACGGUGAAAACUUUUAAUACAUCUCCAUCUUCCUCCUCAUCAUACAUGACGCAAAAGAUAAACAAUAACGAUCAACGCUAUCAAAGCACUGCAUCGGUUUCAAACGCGGGACAAUCCCGAUACGCACUGUCUGAUUUAACUGCGCCGACUGUUGCUCCUAAACAAAUUAAUACAUCUCAAAAUGAUACGAAUGCGGUCAUCAAUCAGAUUUGGUAUGAAACCAUAUCGCGCGAUAACUAUGCCUCCUCACAAAAUAUAAACGAAAAUAUUUAUUCCAACUCAUCAUCUAUUCAAAAGAACCAUAACUAUGUCGCAGUAGCAAAUAAGCCACCAAACGCAUCAGCUUCCAUUCAAAAGAACCUCUAUUCCCUAACACCCAACAAAACCCAAUACGCUAGUAGUUUCUACGAUACUGUACCACCAACACCAGCAUCAUUUUAUGGACAAGUGCCUACUGCAUCCCAAACUAGCAAUCAAAUUUAUUCAACGACUCAACCUUUACAACCUGUGAUAUAUGAUGAAGUUUCGGUUGAUGAUUACCUGCGACCCCAUCGUCCUGCUCCCUUGGCACCACCUCAGCUGUCCGCCCAGCAAAUACAGCGACGUUUGGAAAAACAUCUGUACCAGCAGCAACAGCAGUCACAACAGCAACAGGGGAUAUAUAGCAGUUCGAAUUUUUCUGCAGAUUAUCAGACCACUAGGAUUGAUGCUCUGAUAAAAGACCUCGGAUCAUCUGUUAGUGAAAGUGACGCCCGACUGGCACUAAAUGCUGCAAAUUGGGAUCAUAAUAUGGCAGUGCGGCACUACAAAAUAGAGCAGUUGUUGAGGCUUGGCUUGGCGUCACGUCCUCAAUGUGAGCAAGCAUUACUCAAAACCGGUUGGAGCGUCGAACUAGCAGCAUCUGUACUUCUCGAACCGACCGUCUGAACACUGUAACUUGGGAAGCAAACUGAAAAUGUUCUGCGUCAUCAUAGCCGCAAACUAUUACUAUUUCAAAAAGUAUUGUUUUACCCUGUAUAAAAUGUAAAGCUAUCGAAUUAGAAAUUAGAAGAACGAAAUGUAUUCUCCAUUAUUUUUAUAUAUAUAAUAAUAAUAAAACCUAUUGACAAUUAUAAUCUACGGAAGAAAUCAAUUUUUACAUUGCCUUACUCGCCUUUUUUAUUCUCAUCUAUUUAUAUGAUUUUUAAACUGAGAAACAAAUAUGCCAAUUCGAAUACUACUUUAAGUUUACAAUAAAACGGAAAUACUUAGAAAAUGAGAAUUUAUAAAUCUACAUUGGAACAAUAUGUUGUCACAAAAAAUAUUAAAUGUUAAACGCUAGCUGGUAAGGACGAAAACGUGGAUGUAAGUUUUGCUUAAUGUGAUUUGAUCGUAUGUCGAUUUGAAAAGGUCGAUUGUUAGAAGUAGGUGAAGUAUUGACUUGUUAAUGUCACCAUUAUUUGAUAUCGAAGUAAGGGAUAUUUUCUACUAUGUCCUGAUACGAUAGAAUAACGAAACAAUACUCCUAUUUGAUAGAAAAAUAUGUAUAUAUUGAUGUAUAUUAAAUAAAUAGACAUGUUAAGAAAUGUAUGUAAAUGAAGAUAUAUAAAGUUAACCUAA
Messenger RNA from Hermetia illucens (black soldier fly), 4427 nucleotides. RefSeq names its product activated CDC42 kinase 1 (gene Ack). Gene Ontology annotation, biological process: protein phosphorylation. The transcript is spliced from 6 exons. Gene Ontology annotation, molecular function: ATP binding; protein tyrosine kinase activity. Bases 246 to 3755 code for a protein of 1169 amino acids. The record is from RefSeq and is a predicted model, not a curated record. Lineage: Eukaryota; Metazoa; Arthropoda; Insecta; Diptera; Stratiomyidae.